AUGCACAUCAUCUACCUCAGCAUCCUCUUUGCCCUCGCUCUUACAGGGAAUGGUAUACCCACGCCUCCCUCAGCCCCGAAGUCUUGUUACCUACCAAAGCGUCUGAUCGCACUUGAAGAGCAUGUUACUUCACCAUCACUGGAAGCCGAGGUAGUCGCGGCAGGCAUAGCGCAGCGCGCCCCUGGUGUCCUGGAAAAGCUAAAAGAUGUGGGAGCCGGCCGCAUCGCCGCAAUGGACGCUGGCCACUUGUCCAUGCAAGUCCUCGCCCAGCAGUCUGCAACGGGCUUGGAAGACCCCGAAGGAUGUCGCGCAGCGAAUGAUGCUGUUCGCGCUGCAAUCAAAGCUAACCCCAAGCGCUUUGCGGGCUUCGCCGUACUUCCGAUGUCGCUACCUGAAGAAGCUGCGGCAGAGUUGAGCCGCAGCGUAACAACGCUUGGGUUCAAAGGUGCGAUGAUCUGGAAUCAUCUCAAAGACGGCACGUAUUACGACGCUGCACGCUUCGACCCAGUCUUUGCCAUGGCACAGAAGCUCGAUGUGCCGCUGUACCUGCAUCCUGCUGCCCCAACCGCCGACAUUGGGUCCGCAUUAUUCGCUGGAAACUACCCCGCUGCCGUGGCCGGUCGGCUUGGGACGAACUCGUGGGGCUGGCAUGUCGAUGUGGGAACGCACGUCUUACGUCUUUACAGCGCAGGGUUGUUCGAUCGAUUCCCCAAGUUGAAGUUGAUCAUCGGACACAAUGGAGAAGGCCUGCCGAUGUUCAUUGACCGGAUCGACUCGACGGGACUACGCAACGAGACGACGUUCGAUCGGGUGUGGCGUACGAAUAUUUGGAGCACGACGAGUGCCUUCUUCACUGUGAGGCAGUUUGAGCAGCUGAGGCAGGUGAGUCCAGUUGAGAGGAUUAUGUAUUCAGUCGAUUAUCCGUUCAGUACGAAUACGGAUGGGUGGGCGUUCGUGGAGAAGUUGGCGCAAGCGCAGGUUUUGAGCGAUGCUGAGAUGGAUUUGUUCGCCUGGAAGAAUGCUGAGGCAUUGCUGAAACUCUAA
Messenger RNA from Alternaria atra, 1044 nucleotides. RefSeq lists its product as uncharacterized. The record is from RefSeq and is a predicted model, not a curated record. Gene Ontology annotation, biological process: secondary metabolic process. Gene Ontology annotation, molecular function: carboxy-lyase activity; hydrolase activity. Bases 1 to 1044 code for a protein of 347 amino acids. Gene Ontology annotation, cellular component: cytoplasm; cytosol. Lineage: Eukaryota; Fungi; Ascomycota; Dothideomycetes; Pleosporales; Pleosporaceae. The transcript has a single exon.